This is a messenger RNA of Leptosia nina, 720 nucleotides long. The record is from the annotation of a GenBank genome assembly. Lineage: Eukaryota; Metazoa; Arthropoda; Insecta; Lepidoptera; Pieridae.
AUGGACACGUACGAGAGUGUAUUGCUAGUUAAGAAUGAAGUUUUUGUGUUCAAAAUACCCCCAAGAACUACUAACCGAGGCUACAGGGCAGCUGAUUGGAAUUUACAAGAACCACAAUGGACGGGGCGUAUGCGUUUAGUUUCGAAAGGAGAUGAGUUAAUAAUGAAACUGGAGGAUAAAGUAUCUGGUGAAUUAUUUGCAAAAUGCCCAAUAGAUAAAUACCCAGGAGUUGCUUUAGAGUCUGUCACCGACAGUUCCCGUUAUUUCGUUGUCAGAAUUCAAGACGACAAUGGCAGAAGUGCUUACAUUGGCCUCGGCUUUGGAGAUAGAUCAGAUUCUUUUGACCUUAAUGUUGCACUACAAGACCAUUUCAAGUAUUUGAGAAAAGAACAAGAGACUGAAGAUGGAUCACAACAACAACUCGAUUUAAGUUUCAAGGAAGGCGAAACCAUCAAAAUUAACAUGAAAAUAACAAAAAAAGAUGGAGGUGAUGUUAGUAGACCUCGACGUACAGGCGGGGCAGGAGGUGUAGGUCUUCUUCCUCCCCCUCCUGGUGCUUCCAAACUGCCUCCACCACCUUCACCGCAACAUGUGCCAACCCCAUCUGCUACAGCACCCAGUACUGAAUGGGGAGAUUUUAACUCUGCAGGAACUGCAAGUCAAAACCAACAGCCAAAACCAACAACUCCUGCAAAUCAACAAAACUGGGUACAAUUUUAA